Messenger RNA from Paramormyrops kingsleyae, 6114 nucleotides. NCBI's taxonomy places the organism in Eukaryota, Metazoa, Chordata, Actinopteri, Osteoglossiformes, Mormyridae. The record is from RefSeq and is a predicted model, not a curated record.
CUACUAAAGUUGAAAUGACACCUAUAUAUCCUUGAUAUUAAUAUAUUAAUUAAAUGAUGGCACUAUUGCGUUAGCAUUGUUGGAAAGGGGUGCAUUUAUCGAUAACGAACGAUAGAGCAACGAACAAGAUAAACUACGUACGCAAAGAACGAGGACUUUGUCGGCUGAUUCUCGACCUACGCGUGAGAAAAGCGCAGUGUCGAUAACAGGAAGAUCGAUCCCACGAACUGCAACGGUGAAAUAUACGUUAUGUUAUUGUCAUAUAGUAUAGAUGUGCAAGAAAAAAAAACACGCACACACACCCACACACAAAUUAAGAACUUUAAAAUAUAAGCGCCUCAAAAAUUAAGCAGAAAAAAUUAAGACUAAAAUAAAUUAACAUAUUUAUCGAAAAUAUAUAAAUGGAUUCAAAAUGUGAUGUUGCUUCCUUGUAGAAAGAACAAUGGCAAUUAGCUCUAGUAAAAUGACUUCCUUAAGCAACUCUUCUCAAAAGAAGUCUUUAAACAAGUUAUUGAGAUGGCCAAAAAUAGAGUUUAAUAAAAUAAUUACUGCAAUGCUGCACAGCAAACUGCACAUAAUAAGAGCAGCACAGCAGCAUUCAGGGGGAAACCUCAGAGCUCCCAAGGACGUGUCUAGGCACCAGAAUCACAUCCUCCACAUGCCCAAAGCCCCCAGUACAGCAGUGGGUGUCUUUGGUGUGUGAUGUCAUACGUCUCCUCAGCCACCCUUUGGGGAUUCAACACUGGAAUCAGUAGGUAUUUGCUAAGAAGAUACCUGUUGUCUCCCAAACACCAGCCACCAGCAAAAGCAACAUCCUUUGCCAUCUGACACUCCAAAGCUGGACCAGAUAUAAGCAUCAUGUGUCCUCCCAGGACACUUGGCAACAAUGUCUGUAAAAUGACCUUAAUGGUUGCAUAUUAAGUACUGGCUUGCGUGGCUUACUGGGCUAAGUGACUGUGCUUGUGAUCAGAAGAUCAUGGGUUCAAGCCCAGGUGUGGACAGCCUGUAGGUUUAUAGGAAAAGGUGUGGUUAAGGGUUGUGUAUUAUUAUUUGGGGGCAGCUGCUGGCUCAGUGGGCUAAGCCGUGUGCCUGUAAUCACAAGGUCACCGGUUCAAGCCCAGCCUCAGCACGUCUGCAGGUCCUUGAGCAAGACCCUCAAUCCCCAGCUCCUUGGGCGCCACUACGGGUAGCUGCCCUUCGCAGACAGCUUGCUCUACAAAGAGCAAGGUGAGGGAAGCAUAAAAAGUGUGGACAAUUUGUGUCAAUAAAGUAUCAAUUAUUAUUAUUAUUUCAUAUCACCCGGACAUUUAGGCCUAGUGCCAUGAACAGGGUUGAGGGUCCAUCCACUGCACCUACAGUGCCAGAUAAGCCUGCAAUGGCAUUCAAACAAAUUUUAAUGUCAUUUAAGACAUCCAAUCCUGCUGGACAUUGUAUGCAGUCGUGUGCAUAGUGCAAUAAAAAUAUAACCAAUGCAUGCAGAGAUUCGGAUACAGCAGCCUUGCUGAGGUCAUGUGCAUCACUGACAGACUGCAGGAAUCCACUGGUGGCAUAGAAGCAGAGCUGCCAGACACUGCGCUGUGUGACCAAAGGCAAAAUCAUGGCUUGUUCCUCUUUUCAAUUCAUCCUGCACCAGACCAAGGUCGCUUAUUAUUUCACCCAGGCCAGACUGUUUUUCUCUAUUAAAUGUAUAUUACAGAGAUGACCCAAAGGCUUCAUGUCCACCCACAAAACAACAUCUAAACAGGCAACUUCCUGGAUGGCACUGUUAGGUACCAGAGUUGUUCACAAUUUAUUGAUAGUGCCCCAUUACAUGCAUUAAUUGUAAUUUGAAUUGAAUGACAAAUUCAUUCAGCUCGCCCCCCCCGCCCCGAAAUGGGCACGAGCUCCUCUUGUGGUUGUUUUUGUUUCCUCUGAUUAGGCUAUAAAACGUCUUGCGUGAUUCUUUUGUUGUUGUUAUUGCUCCUAUAUGAAAUGUUGCUGAGGGUAUUAGCAAUAGCAGAAUGUUUUUCGCAGUAACCAUGUUACUGACCACGUAACUGCGCACUUAUAUGUAUGCGCGUGUAUGUGACUUGGGAAGUCGUGGUGCACAGAGGAAAAUGGGGCUCUCCCGAAAGCCACUGUGUAAUUAGAACACUGACUGUGUCUCUGCGACAAGGUCAAAAACUGGCUAUGCCAUAAAUUUGGUAUUAUUCCAAUGUAUAAAUACUUAGCUAUAUCGUUAAAACCUGCUUAAUAAUUUAACUUUUUUGUUGAAAACACACGCAUACAACACCCGCACACCUCGCCUACACAGAUGAACAUGCAUGAACACACGCUUACACGCACCCCUCCAAGCACACACAACAAUUUUGUAUGUUUGUAUAGCUGUUUUAUUUUCUUUAUUCUUUAUUUUUGUUUGUGUUUAUGUAUUUAUCCAUUUUUGCGUCUCUUUCAGAUGCUGUUGAUCUUUUGCCUUAUUUUUCUCAGAUGCAGCAAUUGGCGGCCUGUUAUGUGCUACCUACUUUACUCCUAUCUUCGCGUAUCUCUCUCACUUUCUCUUCCUUUUCUUUUUUCUCUUUUUUCCUCCAUCUGUCCAUCCUCUUCGGUCAGCUCAGCCACUGCAAUAUUUUACCUGUGCUAAUAAAUAAAUAAAUACAUAUAAUAAAAAGAAAUUGAUCAACAUGAGGGGGCUAUGCAGAGUUUAUAGAGCUUCUCAUGAGAUAGCAAACAUGUUUGGCACAGCAGUGCAUUCAGACCAUGAUUCUGCUUGCUAAAGCUGUCGGACAGGACAAAAAAUUAUGUGUUUUAAUUAAAACGUAUGCAUUAUGUAAUUCACUAUAAAGCAACGGUUUCUACUAUUUCAAUAUAAAUAAGACCGAGUUUCAGAGUAUAGAAUAAUAGCUAAUUAUCGGAGUAUAUUUUUCCUAUAUAAAAUUAAAAUACAGCGAGACCGUGUUGAGUGUAAAAAUGUUUCUAUUGAAAUUAUAGUAGCCUAUAUACAUUGGAUUGACAUUAAUGUACUAGGCCUACAUCAAUUAAUGCAGAAACUUCUAUCAGCGGGUUACUCAAUAAAUCAAAGAAGUACAGUAAAGGUAUAGGCCCAUUCUAACCAUUAAGGUUAUCCACUAAGGACCGACAGUCACCAAAGGGCCGUUUCUUCUAUAAGAGGAACCUUUCUGCUGCUACCGCGGAAUCUACGGACAUUAAAAGCGAAACGCACAUAAAUUCGUACCGCCGUGGAGUCCGGUAACUAGUAAACAGACCAAAGUAAACUUUUACAGAAGUAAUAAAGCGCGAUCACGCUAAAGAGGGGUCAUUUGCGCCUGGACACAUAACGGGGCGAGUGGCGCCGAGCGGACGCGGACCCUGUUAGCCGGACAAAAUACUUUAAUUUCAGAAGAAAUGCGGGCGCUGGAGAUAAACACGGGAUAGGCUGCAGCAUGUCCAAGGAUCCCGAGGCCGCUCCCCACAAAAGCGACGGAAGAACGAGCCCCAUCAGCGUUAUACUGGUGAGCUCGGGAAGCCGGGGCAAUAAGCUGCUGUUCCGGUACCCGUUUCAGAGGGUCCCCGAGGACGCGGCAUCGCUGGCCGCGAAGCAGCGGAGCCCGUAUGCGCUGAACCCCAGCGGGGACGCGUCCGAGGACCCAGAUGGAGAUUCGCGGAAACAAACCCCCCAAAGUGAGGAGUACUUGGUAGCAGGUUUCUCUGACAUCAUCCUGGCCACCAUCCUGGCCACUAAGUCUGACAUGUGUGGCAAGAAGUUCGAGCUGAAGAUUGACAAUGUGCGCUUUGUGGGACACCCGACCCUGCUGCAGCCCCCCCACACUAUCCAGGUCUCCAAGACGGACCCCUCCCCCAAGAGAGAGAUGCCCACGAUGAUCCUGUUCAGCGUGGUGUUUGCACUCAGGGCCAACACGGACCCGUCGGUCAUCGGCUGCAUGCACACGCUGUCACGGCGCAUCGCGGUGGCCCUACAGCACGAGGAGCGCCGGUGCCAAUACCUGACGAGGGAAGCCAAGCUGAUGCUGGCCAUGCAGGACGAGGUCACCACCCUGACUGAGACGGCUGACGGCGGCCCCCAGUCGCCUUUCCGGCAGAUUCUCCCCAAGUGCAAGCUGGCUCAGGACCUGAAGGAGGCGUACGACAGCCUCUGCACGACCGGCGUGGUGCGACUCCACAUUAACAACUGGCUGGAGGUCAGCUUCUGCCUCCCCCACAAGAUCCACCGGGUGGGGGGCAGCCACAUUCCCCCCGAGGCCCUGGAGCGCAGCCUGAAGGCCAUCCGGCCAUACCAUGCGCUGCUCCUGUUGGACAGUGAGAAGUCCCUGCUGGCCCAGCUGCCCCUGGACUGCUCUCCUGCGCUAGUGCGGCUCAUCAAGACCUGCUCAGCCGUGAAGAACCUGCAGCAGCUGGCGCAGGAUGCAGACCUGGCCCUCCUGCAGAUCUUUCAGAUUUCUGCACAUUUGGUUUACUGGGGUAAGGCCAUCAUCAUCUACCCUCUGUGUGAGAACAACGUCUACAUGCUGUCUCCACACGCCAACAUCUGCCUGUACUCCCCCCUGGCUGAGCAGUUCUCCCAGCAGUUCCCGGGCCACGACCUCCCCUCCACGCUGGCCAAGUUCUCCUUGCCUGUCUCGCUGUCAGAGUUUCGGAACCCCCUGGACGCCCCCAUGCAGGAGGCCCAGCUGAUCCAGACGGUGGUCUGGCUCCUGCAGAGGCGCCUCCUCAUCCAGCUGCACACCUACGUCUGUCUGCUGGUGCCGCCGAGCGAGGAGGACCCCGGGUCCUGGGAUGAGGAGCCGCUGCUGGCGACUCGCGUCGGGGGGCGGAGCCUCAGCACGCCCAGCGCCUUGAGCUUCGGCUCCCCCACUAGCAGCGACGACAUGACCCUGACCAGCCCCAGCAUGGACAACUCAAGUGCCGAGCUGCUUCCCGGCAGCGACUCGCCGCUGAACCGGCGCGUGACGGAGACGCUGCUCGCCAGCCUGACGGAGCAUGAGCGCCAGGCCAUCCUCAGCGUGCCGGCCGCCCAGAACCCAGAGGACCUGCGCAUGUUCGCCAGGCUGCUCCACUACUUCCGGGGCCACCACCACUUGGAGGAGAUCAUGUACAACGAGAACAUGCGCCGCUCCCAGCUCAAAACACUCUUCGACAAGUUCCGAAGCGUCCUGGUGGUCACCAACCACGAGGACCCGGUUGUCUCCCUCUUUCAGUCACCCCUUGACUAGGAGCCGCUGGCUGGUCCGGACUCUCCAACUCUGCAGACUGCACCCGCGGGUCUGAUUGGACACCCGAGGGGUUUCCUCUGACGCUGGGAGAACGAGGCGCCUUUGCAGUGGGUUCGGCUGGUUCGUUCUCGCUAUGGGAGCCCAGAAGCCUCAAAAUGAAGGCAGUACCGCCAAAAACUCAUGCUGCUAAACUGAUCUAAUCUACAGACGUUUGGGAAGAAAAUUCACACGUUGAACUGACGGGUUUCGCUUGAGAUGGUUUCAGAUCUGACUACAGACAACCCAAACUCGAGGCCCUGAGAAGUUGCGUUUGUGCAUUUACCGCGGUCACUCUAAUUUCAGUGUGAGGACGUCUGUGUUCUGUAUGACCUUCUACACUUAGAUCCCGUCAGAGCCCAUCCCACAGAGACAGCAAUAAUUUCAGUUUUGAAGAACCAACAUCAGAAACAUCAUGGUUUUAUUUAUGCUACCAAUACCACAGGGGGGGGGGGGAUCUCACCAGAGAAAUUCAGCUUAAGAUCCAUUGAUGGGGGCUUAACAAAAGGGGUUUCUCUUGAGCUUUGCUGGUCCUUCACCAUUUGACCCAUUAUGUCAGGUGAUCAUCUGGCUGAUACUGACCACUGCACAUCUCCAAGGUUAUACCAAAUAUUUUGGCGUGCAAGAGCCAGACCCAGAUUCAGGCUGAUUAUCGUCACACCCCCAAGGUGAAGGAGGGUCUGGCUGACCUUCAGCAGCUGGAUCUUCUUUCACCUCAGAGUGUUCCUCAGCCUCUGGGCUGUGAGGAGAACACGGUGGCCAGCACUUAAAUAAAGUGAAAGCUUGUUCCUUAUGGAUAGACACCCAACCCUGACAGGUCGUUAAGUAAAGCGAUAAUAAGUAAAUGUCAAAUAAAUUACAUCAUGGCUGA